Molecule: messenger RNA, 1025 nt
Organism: Notolabrus celidotus (New Zealand spotty)
Lineage: Eukaryota; Metazoa; Chordata; Actinopteri; Labriformes; Labridae
Gene: ostc
Product: oligosaccharyltransferase complex subunit
Exons: 4
Coding region: 86-535 (149 amino acids)
Cellular component (GO): oligosaccharyltransferase complex
Source: RefSeq, a predicted model, not a curated record
CCGGGACACGUCAACAAAGUCUCUGCGCAGACGGAUCUCAACGGCAGCAGCUGUAUUGUAGUCACAGACCAUCUCUUCAGGAACUAUGGAGACUCUAUACAGUAUACCCUACACCGUGCUGGAAUGUCCGAAUAUAAAACUUAAGAAGCCAUCAUGGCUGCACAUGCCGUCGGCUAUGACGGUGUACGCGGUGGUCAUUGUGUCCUACUUUCUCAUCACUGGAGGCAUCAUCUAUGACGUCAUCGUUGAGCCCCCAAGUGUAGGUUCAAUGACUGAUGAGCAUGGACACCAGCGGCCAGUUGCCUUUUUGGCUUACAGAGUGAACGGGCAGUACAUCAUGGAAGGACUUGCUUCAAGUUUCCUCUUCACUAUGGGAGGUCUCGGCUUUAUAAUUCUGGACCGCUCCAAUGCGCCAAACAUUCCCAAACUCAACCGCUUCCUGUUACUCUUCAUCGGGUUUGUCAGUGUUCUCCUCAGCUUCUUCAUGGCCAGAGUGUUCAUGCGCAUGAAACUGCCUGGAUACCUCAUGGGCUAAAGACAACACAAGCAUACUUCAAAUACUUUUGAUGGACGUUGGAUUUCACUUUUUGUGGCCAAACAGGCAGUUUGAGUACAUUUCUGAAUAAACCCAACUUCUGUAAUAAUCUACAACCAUUAAGGACUGAAAGCACUGACUUUGCUCUAGAAAUUUGACCUGGCUGCACAGACAGUCUCUCCUUGGGGUUCAGUGACUUCUUGUCCCCCUUCUUUCCUCUAAAUAUCCAAACAAUCUAUUGAAGAAGAAGAAGUCUUCCAAUUAAAAAGACUAUAAAAUCAACUGAAGUUUAAAAAAGACGAGAGGUUACUGAACCCUGUUGGCAUGGGGGUACAUAUUUGGAAUCAGGAUAAGCACUGUGUGAAUCAUUUAGAGCAGAGUCUAAACAACCUCUGUUCUACUUUUUGUGAAAAAAUCCUUUGAAAAAAACUAUCAUUUGUCACAGUUGCUUUUUUUGUACAAUGAUGUUGAAUAAAUCUUCUUUUCAGAG